Messenger RNA from Ceraceosorus bombacis, 2336 nucleotides. Lineage: Eukaryota; Fungi; Basidiomycota; Exobasidiomycetes; Ceraceosorales; Ceraceosoraceae. The record is from the annotation of a GenBank genome assembly.
AUGGUCGGGGGAGGAGGCAGCAACCUGCGCACUGCCAAUCACGGGCAUCCUCGUCGCCCUUCAGGCCGAAUACGAGGUCCAGAUGAGCUCCGUUUGCCCAUGUUGACUCUCUCAGCAUUAGGUGCACAGUCCAUCUGGUCGCUCGAAAUGGCAUUCGCCUCGCCCUACCUCAUUUCGCUGGGUCUCAGCGCAGCGAGUAUGGCACUAGUCUUCUUAGCAGGUCCAACAUCCGGUUUGAUAGUCCAGCCUCUGAUGGGAAUGAUCUCGGACCGAAGUUAUCAUCCUUGGGGAAGGAGAAGAGCUUUCAUCCUAGCUGGAGUGAUUGGUACCACUGCUAGUGUUGUUGGAUUGGCUUGGGCUAGAAGCAUUUCUGACUUGUUAGGAAUGGGCUUGACAGCUACGAAGCUCAUCGCGGUGCUUUGCAUCUUUGGUAUCGAUGUGGGGGUGAAUGCGCGUGAGUUUGUCUGGCCAGCGCUUCCGUCGUGGCUCGAGUGUCUUACACUUGCUUGGCAUACAUUCUCAGUGAAUGCUCUGGACCGCGCCUUAGUGCUCGACCUCGUGCCUGCUGCCUCUCAAUCAUUAGCUCAUGCCUGGAUGGCCAGGCUGGCAGGCACAGGCUCGGUCAUGGGCUUCUUGAUAGGUCAAGCUCGUCUCGAGGAUGUGUGGCCUUUCAGCAUCAUUGCUGGGUCGACGAGUCAGUCUUCAGGCCAGGAGGUCGAUGCGGAGGUGGGCAAAAUGGAAGCACAGCUCCGCGCAGUUGCGGCCCUGACCAUACUCAUAAGCGUCGCAACACACGCUGGAACGGCAUGGGCGGCUGAUGAGGAGCCUUUGCGCCGCGAGUCAGCUUCUGAAACUUACGCACAGCAUUCACGCAAAGGUCUGCAUGCUAUCAAGGAGCACGUAAGCGAGCUGCGCGAGACUGCUUUCUCCCUUUCGAGGCCCAUUCUCGACAUCUUUGUAGUGCAGUGUGAGUAGCAGCAUGCAUGGAUGCCAAUAUUGCAUCAGACUGAUCACGCUUCGGACUCCAUAGUCUGGGCAUGGAUAGCUUGGUUUCCCUUCCUCUUUUACAUGUCCCUCUAUCUGUCCAACCUGUCUAUCAUUGCCGGCUCAGCUCUGACAGCUUCGACUCGAUUCGCCUCACUAGUCAUGGCUGCACACGCGACGCUCUCGCUCCUAGUCGCCAUCUUUGUGCCGCCCGUGUUGCAGCGAAAUGCGCCCAACGCGCUUCCAACUCUUUGGGCUAGCAGUCUGGGGCUAUUGAGCAUUUGUUUGCUCGCCACACUUCCUGCUGCUAUCUUUGCCAAAGGUUUCUCCUCCACCGUCCUCGCUUGGUUCCUUGUCGUCACUGCCGGCGCGGCAUGGGCGUUGACGCAUUGGGCUCCCUUUGCCAUUGUGAGUGGAGCAAGUUCAGGCGAACAAGACACUGGAAGCGAUACUCAUUCAGAUCGAAAACCUUCAUUGCAGCUUGGCGUGCUCAUACAGAAAGAGAGCGCGGCUCCACUGGCAGGCGAAAGCGUUGCACUCGCCCGGGUUCAAGGCAGAACCUCCGUCAAUGCGGGAAGGCGUUCAAGACAUGCCGUAGGUAUUGAGCAAGAGCAAGAAGAAGCCGAGGGUCUACUUUUCAGAGACCCCAACACAGAUGUCGCAGAGGAUGAAGGGGCCGGGACUCCAAGGGAAGGGCACGGUGGUAGAGCGGAGAGGACGGAAGCAGAUCGAGUACGGCAACAAGGAGACGUCUCGAGAAGCGCGGGAGCAGGCAGAGCUUCCCACUCAGAGUCUGAUGAGGACGAAGAUCCAGAGGGUGUCUUGAGCUUUGCUCCCGAGGCUGUGCCCCACGUGGAUGUCAGCCCGGACAGGGCAGGAACUGUCUUGGGUCUGCACAAUGUAAGUGAGGCUGAUGGUGCGGACGAUAUGAGAGAGAGAGAUUGCUUUGCUGACGGCACUCUCCGGGACAUCCUCCAGGUCGCGAUUGUGCUACCGCAAUUUAUCGUCACGCUCGUAUCGACGCUGAGUGAGAUGGGCGUGACUCGAGCUGUGCUAGCUCCACCAUCGCUGACGCUGGCACGCCUCAAAUGCCGACGGCAGUCUUUGCCGUACUGGAGCCGGGUCAAUCCGCUUUACCCCGUGGUCAUGCAGCAACAAAUCAGGCACACGGCUCAAGUCAAGGCGCAGCGUCUCUCGCCGGAACUUCAGCCGAGGCUAGCGACUUGAAGUCCAAGCAUGGACUGGCGGGACUCGUUUGCAUUUUUCUCAUUGGUUCGCUGUCCUCUGCCGUCGCUUGCUUGCUGGCUCUCCGGGCUGCACGAAGGCAUGCUUCAGUCUUUUCUACAUCCUAG